This is a messenger RNA of Dentiscutata erythropus, 175 nucleotides long. NCBI's taxonomy places the organism in Eukaryota, Fungi, Glomeromycota, Glomeromycetes, Diversisporales, Gigasporaceae. The record is from the annotation of a GenBank genome assembly.
GAAGAAUGACACGACACCAAAACGACAAAAGCCUAUACUAAAGAAAAAACGACACCGAAAAGGAAGAUUCACUAUGAAAUUCCACACUGAAGCGACUAAAUCCCACAGAAAAGAAAGACUUAUGACGAGAUUCCACACCGAAGCGACUAAAUCCCACACCGAAAGAAAGUUGUGA